CUUUAGCACGGCAACCGCUUGCUCAGCGGAGUCGCCACCCAGCGGUUGGAGAAUCCAAUGUUCAGAAUAACUGAAGGCACUGAUGCCAGAAUACUUUCAGCGCUUUAACACAGCGCUGAGUGAAACCGCUAACGCUAACUGCUAGCGCAAAAUGAACUGCAGUUCGAGGACUGCACCGCGUCGCACCACACUAUAUCUACGAGACCAACAGAACAUACCAGUUACCUCAAACCUUGCGGUUUUACUUACCCGAAUGGCAUACGCCACCAGGGCUACCAGCUAAGGCUACGAACGUGUGGACGAGCUGCCACCACGGACCGGAAAACAAACAAAGGGUGGAGCCCGGGUGGCAGCGGGUGGUGCAGGUGGAUCUGGAAGUGGAUGUGAUCGUGGACUCAGUGGGCAGUGGGCUGAUCUCAUGGAUGGUGGAGUAUCCGGGCAUCAGAGCCUCUGCGGAGGAAACCGAGACCAGAAUCCACAUCGUCCAGAGAGAACUGUCCGGCAUCGUCCCGCUCGCCAUGGACACAGAGAUCCUGAACACAGCGGUACUAAAUGGCAGAACGGUCGCGGUGCCGGUGAAGGUGGUGACGGUGGCGGUGGACAGUACGAUUAUGGAUGUAUCUGACACGGUGCAGUGCAGAUCCACAGAUGAAGACGUAGUCAAGGUGUCGGACCGCUGUGAUUACGUGUAUGUGAAUGGAAAGGAGAUGAGGGGUCGAGUGAGGAUGCUGGUGAACUUCACCUACAGCUUCGUUACUGCUCAGUUAGAAAUGAAGGUGUGGAUCCCACGACUGCCGCUCCACAUCGAGGUUUCUGAUACCGAGCUGAGUCCUAUAAAGAGCUGGAGGGUCCCCACUACCCCCAACACACCAAGGUCGACGAGAGACAGCGAUGACGAGGAUGAUGAAGAACGAAGAGGACGGAGCUGUACCCUGCAGUACCAGCGAGCGACUGUUCGUGUUCUCACACAUUUUGUCGCCGAAUCGGCCGAGGCGCGAGGUCAGCUGACGUACAUGCUGGGAUCUGAUUGGCAGAUGGACAUCACAGGGCUGGUGUGGGACUUCCUGAAAGUGGAGGAUCCUCAAAUUGCACGUUUACAUCAUGACCGCCUUCUGGAGGGAGUGGGCACGGGCAUGACCAGUAUUCAGGUUCUGUCUCCUCUAUCAGAUUCGAUCCUGGCAGAGAAAUCAGUAUCAGUAGUGGAUGAGAGGGUCAGUAUCACUGAACUCGGACUGCAGUUGGUCAGCGGCCUCACACUCCAACUACAGCUCAGCACAGGAAGUAACCGAGCCAUCAGCGCCACGGCAACCACACAGGAAGUCCUCAACACACCCAAACAGGAAGCUCUGAUCAGUGCCUGGCUGCAGUUCAGCGAUGGCUCCAUGGCUCCUCUUGACCUCUACGACUCAGACGACUUUAUGCUCACGGUGGUCUCUCUGGACGAAUCGGUGGUAACCGUGAACCAGGACGCACCGGGGCGUUGGCCGGUGGUCACGGCUCAGAACGAGGGUCAGGGCCCGCUCCUGCGCGUCGAGAUGAGCGUCCACGAGUCGUGCCAGAAGCUCAAACCACGUCGGAGCGUUCUCGCCGCCGGGAACUGCAACAUACGUGUGAAAUACGGUCACACGGAGACCACCUCGCAACCCGAAUACGGGGACGAGACGGAAAAUCAGAGGAACAACCCCAGUCUGCUGGAGCGGAACGGGAUGGACGGGCGCUACUUUGAUAGCUCCAUCUCAAACAUGGAUGCUGACGGAGUGAUGAGAAGGAUCACCACGACAACUAAAGCAGAAAUCAUCAGGAGAACCGGAGGAGAUAAAUUACCAAACGACGGGAGGCGGUUUUCUGACGACGUCUCCGACUUCCCAGCACAAGUGGACCUCCCACGUGGACACAGCGUGUACGAUGACGACUCGCUCCAGAAUCGCGGGCUGACGGAUCUUGAGAUCGGGAUGUACGCCCUGUUAGGGGUUUUCUGUCUGGCUAUCCUGGUGUUUCUGAUAAACUGCAUAUCAUACGCGCUAAAGUUUCAGCAUAAAGAAAUGUCAAUCGAGGGCCAAGAGAGCAUGAACCACGCCCACGACUGGGUGUGGCUCGGAAACGAGGCGGAGCUCCUUGAGAGUCACGUAAGUCUGUCGCCACAGACGGACGAGCAAAUCACAAUUAUAGAUUCAAGCAUCGGCGGGCUGGAGGAAGGAAGUCUGCUCCUCAACGGCGGGUCGUUACAGAGAAACGUUCAAGAGCGGCACCGAGGAUCCGACACCGACGGAAAAGCCGCGAAAGCCGAUUCGCCCACGAGCAAGAGGAAGCGAGUAAAAUUUUCCACGUUCACUACAAUCCCAGCCGAUGAGACGCUGGGGGAGGGGCCAGACGAGGAUAUAAAGUGGGUGUGUCAGGAUGUCGACAUGGGUGAAUCCAAAGAGCUGCAGAACUACAUGGAGCGGCUCAACGACAGUGUUUUAAAAGACGUGGCGUAGUGGGCAGAAUCACACAAACACUGCAGAACUCACCCGUAUGCCUUUUCACACAGAACCAGGUCACAGAAUUCAUCAGAACUCUUGGAAUUAUGGGAAUGUCUUCUGUCACAUACCGUGCACAUGAUUUACUCUCGGGUCAGCUGCCAAAAAACGUCUUAACUGAUGGAACCAGAACAGAUUUUUAUUAUUUACUUUCAUUUAUUACACACAUUAUGUCCUUAUUCUAUUCAUUUAUAAUGGUUUCAUUUUGGCAUCUUUUGUAAGUAAAAAACAAAAACAAAUGAUGACUGAAUUGCCGAGCUUGCGAUCGCAGCACACACACACACACACACACACACACACACGUUCAGACUGUAGACCACGGACUGUAAUACUGAUGCAUAAUGAACCACUGUAAAUAAAGAACACAUGGAUUUGUUUUCACAUUCA
Trichomycterus rosablanca is the source of this 2906-nucleotide messenger RNA. Its product is annotated as transmembrane protein 132C-like. The transcript has 7 exons. The record is from RefSeq and is a predicted model, not a curated record. Bases 423 to 2477 code for a protein of 684 amino acids. Lineage: Eukaryota; Metazoa; Chordata; Actinopteri; Siluriformes; Trichomycteridae.